Messenger RNA from Carcharodon carcharias (great white shark), 8608 nucleotides. It is a transcript of the gene agrn, whose product is annotated as agrin. Gene Ontology annotation, molecular function: calcium ion binding; serine-type endopeptidase inhibitor activity; laminin binding. Gene Ontology annotation, biological process: central nervous system development; negative regulation of serine-type peptidase activity; multicellular organism development. Lineage: Eukaryota; Metazoa; Chordata; Chondrichthyes; Lamniformes; Lamnidae. The coding region runs from base 1586 to 7465 and encodes 1959 amino acids. The transcript is spliced from 35 exons. The record is from RefSeq and is a predicted model, not a curated record.
GAGAAUUCCCUCAAGCUCCGCUUUUGUUACUGAUGGUUGUCUGAUGCAGAUGCGGAAAAAAAAAGAACAGAGAGUGAGAAACAGCCUCAGUCUAAAGCCGGGACUAUAAACUGCCGAGGUCCUUUUGUUGUGUCGACAGUCUUGAAUGCUUGUCUGUCUUCAUACCUGCUGCACUGCUUUACCUGCUGUGUUGAGGGGAGGCUUGUGCUCAGAUCAGAAGAUUGCGAAGAGAGGGAGAGAGAGAGGCAGACAGAAGAAACUGAAGAGGCUGCUUCUUCUCGCACAAAGAAGGGGUCGCUUUCAUCUCCAGAGAUAAAGAGACGGGGAGAACAUUUCCUGUUCCCCCCGCCCCCGCCGAGGACUUCAGUUCGCCCUGGUGAAACUUGAGGACUUGGAAGUCUUGAAACCAGGAGAAUGACGAGGAGGCGAGUCCCAAGGAUGAGGCGCGAUUGAGGCGGUCUCCUGGCUCCCAGGGAGGCGAACAUGUCAGCAGGUUCCUGGAGGCACUAAACUUGAUCCCUGAAAAGCUGCACCCACCCACCAGCCCCCCCACAACGCCCAUCUUUUCCUGCACGCUGUCUGUAGCAGGCGGCAAGGGGGCUGGAAGAUCUUCGCUCUUUUUUUCUCUAAGCAAUAAAACUCCAGUCGAGGGAAAGAGACUCGGGGCUGCAGCUGAAACCGAGCGGGGGCUUGUGGCUGGGGUGAAGUGGUUGUGUUUGGUUACACAGUAGUACAGUAGUGACUAUUGCCUGCUCAAUUUCUGAGGGGUUGUUGGGGGUGGGGGAGCUCCACAUUUUUAACCACGUUACCGAUAAGUAUUGGGGCGUUCACUGGUCUCAGAGGCGGGUUUGGGAUGGGUCAAGCGUUGGAUAUAGAGCGACGAACCUACACAACUGAGAACAGGCUGAUUUCCGAACCGUAGUUUUGGUGACUUCAGCUCGACCUGCCUGUGGGACUCAGAAGUGAGCACAGAUAAAGGUGAAAAAAGGCGAUUUUUUUUUUGCUUCAGAGUCAACUGGUCACAAAAGAGCAGCUGAAAGGAGGCCAUUCUUUGCUAAUAGAUCAACUGGCCAACCCACCCGAGAAAGCUAUUGUGGCUUAGCCGGUCCCCUGUGUGUGCUGUCUUUUUUUUUAUAUCCCCUUUUUUUUAAAAAAAAGAAAUGGGGCAGUGGUACUUUCUGGAUGAACUGCCUGGCUGCUGUCUUGCAGUCCUUUCACGUGUGGAGUGAACCUGUUCACCGGUUGUCAUGCUGAAAGUGAGCGACAGACUUGGCCUCUGCACAACAUGCACCACUUGAAGGCUUGGAAUCAUUUCCAUUUACCUGCAAAAGGGAAUUGAAUUUUGCAGCGGGUGCCCGAUUCAUGUGACAUGGAUCAUUUUCUGAGGGGCUGCGCGUACUGAAGGGAGGCGAAAGAUGUUUGACCAGCUUUGGCCGGUUUGUCACAGUCUUCAACGCCGCGCCAGUAACCUGGGAGAAGGUCGGAUGGGAGCACUGAUUUAAAAAGCUGCCUUACUUGCCCUGCGACCUGGGGACUUGAGAUCUGCCUUUACACCUGGGGUUGCGAGCAGAACGUUGUGUGCGUCAUGGCUGGCGGCCGCUAUCCCACAGCCCCUGCACACCCCCGGGGCAGAAUGUACCAACACAAGGUCUCUCUGGUCGUGCGAUACUUCAUGAUCCCGUGCAACAUCUGCUUGAUCCUGUUGGCAACCUCGACACUCGGCUUCGCCGUCCUCCUCUUCCUCAACAAUUAUAAACCUGUGAUUAAGUUCACUCCAGCCCCUCCAACAUCACAGGAUGUGUGUAGAGGUGUUCUCUGUGGAUUUGGAGCCAUCUGUGAAAGAGAUCCCAACGAGCCAGCCAAGGGAGUGUGUGUCUGCAAGAAAGGCGCUUGCCCGUCUGUCAUUGCCCCAGUUUGUGGGUCGGAUUAUUCCACAUACAGUAAUGAGUGCGAGCUGGAUAUGGCCCAAUGCACUCAGCAGCGGAGGAUCAAGGUUAUUAGCAAAGGACUUUGCGGCUCGAAAGACCCCUGCAGCGAGGUGACCUGUGGGUACGGCAGCACCUGUAUCCAGUCGUCUGACGGCCAGUCUGCCAAGUGCGUCUGUCCCACCACGUGCAGCAGGGAACUGGAGAGGGUGGUCUGCGGCAGCGACGGCAAGGAUUAUAAAAACGAGUGCGAGCUCAACAAACAUGCCUGCGACAACCACAAAAACGUGUACAAGAAGUCCGAUGGGCCCUGUGACCCGUGCAAAGACGCUCAGAGUGAUCUGAAUAAGGCGUGUCGAGUGCAUCCGAGAGCUCGCAAACCCGAGGUGCUGCUGACACCGGAAAGCUGCCCGCCGGACUACGAGCCGGUCUGCUCGGAUGAUGGGCAGACCUACAACAACAAGUGUACCAUGGAGAGAGUGGGAGCUAUCAGAGGCAUCAAUCUUCAGAAAGUUCGCUCGGGACCCUGUCAGGCUAGAGACAAGUGCCAAGAGGAGUGUAAGUUCAACGCAGUAUGCCUCAACCGAAGGGGCAUUGCCCACUGCUCCUGUGAUCGCAUCAUUUGUGACGGAGCCUACAAGCCCGUGUGUGGUCAGGACAACCAAAGCUACAACAAUGACUGCGAGCGCAAGCAGGCCGAAUGUCAGCAGAGAGCCUUCAUUCCAGUCAAAUAUCAGGGUCCUUGCGACCUUAACACUCUAAGCCCCUGCCUGAACGUUGAUUGUGAUUUUGGGGCCAAAUGCAUUGUGAAGAAUAACAAACCUGUGUGUGAGUGCCAGCAGACUUGCCAGAAUGUGUAUGAACCUGUGUGCGGCAAUGAUGAACAUAUCUAUGGCAGUCAGUGCGAGUUGGAGUCCAUGGCCUGUGUUUUGAAAAAGCACAUCACCAUCAAACACAAGGGUCCUUGUGAUCGCUGUGGAAACUGCCAAUUUGGUGCCAUUUGUGAGGCAGAGACAGGAAAGUGUCUUUGCCCUACGGAAUGUGUUGGCUCCGAGCAGCUGGUGUGCGGCACAGACGGCAGGACGUACAAGAAUGAAUGCGAGCUGCAUGUGCAGUCCUGUAUCAAGCAAGCAGAUAUCGAAGUAGCAUCCCAGGGAGAGUGCAAGCAAUGUGGCUCCACCAUCUGUUUGUUUGGAGCAAAGUGCGUUGACGGCCAAUGUGUCUGCCCUCGGUGUGAGAACCAACCCAUCUCAUCAGUCUGCGGGAGCGAUGGGAUCACAUACCUGCACCUGUGUGAACUGCAAACUGCCUCCUGCCAACAGAAGAAGAAAAUUGAGGUUGUAGAAGAGGGUCCUUGUGAUGAUGAAUGUGGUUCUGGAGGGUCUGGAUCAGGUGAGGAUAACGAAUGCGAGCAAGAGCGAUGCCGGAAGUAUGGAGGAGUGUGGGAUGAGGACACGGAAGAUGACCGAUGUGUUUGCGAAUUCUUCUGUCACAGCGUCCCUCAGAAUCCAGUCUGUGGGUCAGACGGGUUAACCUAUGGCAAUGAGUGCGAACUGAGGAUGACACGUUGUGUACAACAAAAGGACCUCCAUGUCAUCAUGCCUAGCCCCUGUGAGGCUGCAAUUCUGCCAUCUGCCCCACAACAACACUGCAGCAAAUCGGUCUACGGCUGUUGUCUUGAUAACGUAACCGCUGCCCAAGGAGUCGGCCUUGCAGGUUGUCCAAGCACCUGUCGGUGUAAUAAGUAUGGGGCAUAUGGUGGAACGUGUAGCCCCAGCACUGGUCAGUGUUCCUGUAAGCCCGGUGUGGGUGGCCUGAUAUGUGACCGUUGUGAGCCUGGCUUCUGGAAUUUCCGUGGUAUCGUCACAGAUGAGAAAAGCGGAUGCACUCCUUGCAAUUGUGAUUCUGUUGGGGCCAUUCGGGAUGACUGUGAGCAGAUGACUGGCCUGUGCUCCUGUAAAGCAGGCAUCACUGGAAUGAAGUGCAAUCAGUGUCCUGAUGGAAGUAAAUUGGGUCAAAAUGGCUGUGAUGAAGAUCCAUCUGUUUCCAAAUCAUGCGCUGACCUUCAGUGCCAGUAUGGAGCGACUUGUGUGGAGAGUAUUGGACGAACUUAUUGUGAGUGUCCCCCUCCUCUUUGUCCAGAGAGUAAAAAGUCUAAGGUUUGUGGCUCUGAUGGCAUAACCUACGCAAACGAGUGCCAGCUCAAAUCUAUUGUGUGCCGCCAAGGCAUAGAGAUUGCAAUUGCAUACCAGGGGUCUUGUCGAGGAACUCCAUCGAGGCCAACCAUUCCUCCUACCACAGUCUAUCCUCAGACAACCAAAUGGUCGAAAAUGUCCUCCUCAACAGUCACAUCUUCGACAAGGGAAGAAAUCAUACCAACAGCACGGGUUGAAAAGAAGGAUUCGCCAGUUGUUGAAGCCAUGCUCCCUCCCAGAUCCACAGCAUGGCCUACACAUACCACAAGAUCACAUGUCCGAUCCAAGUCAACCAUGAUAACCAGGCAUCCUUUUGUCACUGCCUACCCCACCACUGCCCAGCCUACAACACCCGUCAUUCCAUCUGAACCCCCUGAUCAGUCAGGCAGUGGGGAUUUCAGUGGGGAUACAGAUCUUGAAGCAAGUGGUGACCUAGAAGCAAGUGGAGUAGAGCCUAUGGGUUCCAAUGAGUCAAUAGAUGCUCCAGCGCCAGUCUCGAUUGAAAGGUCCUCGUGUGAUAACACCGAGUUCGGCUGUUGCCCUGAUGGAAAAACACCAUCUGUGGAUGGUGAGGGAGGCAACUGUCCACCUACUAAAGUGUUCCAAGGAGUUCUCAUUUUGGAAGAGGUCGAGGGUCAAGAACUUUUUUACACACCGGAGAUGGAUGAUCCUAAGUCGGAGCUAUUUGGUGAAACAGCCAGAAGUAUUGAAAGCGCUCUGGAAGAACUCUUGGGGAACUCAAACGUCAAGAAGGAUUUUAAGAGUGUCCGAGUCCGUGGUCUGGGAGCAAGCAAAUCCGUGCGUGCCAUUGUUGAAGUCCACUUUGAUCCAAGAACAAUUUACACUUCCCGUGACGUACAAAGGGCUUUACUUCAGCAAGUAAGGCUCUCCAAGAAGAAAUCUAUUAUUGUGAAGAAACCAGAACAGGACAACAUCAAAAUCGUCGACUUUGAUUGGGCGCCAGUGCUGUUUACAACAACCAGCACGACCACAGCAGCCACAACAAUCCCAGUCACCACUGCUUCCACGCUGGUCACCCUCCCGCUGACAAUUACCAGGCGGCCCUUCUCUACCACUAGACGGCCUAAAACCCACCCACAGGUUAAGGGGCUUUCCACUACACCCACAACCACGGCAAAGGCAGCCACCACCAGGAGGCCCCAUUACUCCAAGGAUAUUCAUGCCGAACUGCCAGAUGUGUUACCCAAGCCUUGUGAUUUCCACCCUUGUCUCCAUGGAGGUACCUGUGAAGAUGACGGGAAGGAUUACACUUGCAGUUGCCCAGCCGGCAGGGGAGGAGCUGUCUGUGAGCAAACAAUUGUGUAUCAUUUACCCGAGUUUGGUGGUAAGUCUUACCUGGCAUUUAAGACUAUGAAGGCUUACUACACAGUGCGUAUCAGUCUAGAAUUCCGUGCCUCUGACCUGGAUGGCUUACUGUUGUACAAUGGACAGAAGAAAGGCAAAGAUUUCAUCUCUCUAGCCCUUGUAAGGGGCCAUGUGGAGCUAAGAUUCAACACUGGCUCUGGAACUGGCAUCAUCAUCAGUAAGACACGCAUAGAACCUGGGAAAUGGCACCAAGUGGUCGUGAAUCGCAACCGGCGCAGUGGAAUGCUGUCGGUGGAUGGUGAGCCGCAUGUGAUCGGGGAAAGUCCUGCUGGAACAGAUGGACUAAAUCUGGACACAGACCUAUUCCUGGGAGGAGCACCAGAGGAUGAAAUGGCACUCGUUACAGAGAGAACAGCAGCAACCAAAGGGCUCAAGGGCUGCAUCCGACUUCUCGAUGUCAAUAAUCUGGUCUAUGUCCUCGAGGAAACGGGCAGUGAUGUCUUGUAUGGCAGUGGGGUUGGAGAGUGCGGAAAUAACCCCUGUCAACCCAACCCCUGUAAGAAUUAUGGCAAGUGCCGUGCAAAGGAGGCAGAGAUGUUCCACUGUGAAUGUGUCAGUGGGUUUUCAGGACCAACUUGUGCAGAUGAGCACAACCCAUGUGACCCCAACCCAUGCCAUCCGUCAGCCAAAUGCUUGGUGCUACCUGAAGGUGGGGCAAAGUGCGAAUGUCCGAUGGGGCGCGAGGGAGAGUUCUGUGAAAGAGAAGCUGAGCAGAGCCAGGCCACUGCCUUCAUCCCAGAGUUCAAUGGACUUUCGUACCUCGAAAUGAAUGGAAUCCAUACGUUUGUCAGCGACUUGCUUCAGAAGCUGUCCAUGGAGGUGGUCUUCUUGGCAAUGGAUCGCAAUGGAAUGAUAUUUUACAAUGGGCAAAAGACAGAUGGGCGUGGAGACUUUGUUUGCUUAAACCUGCGUGAUGGUUACUUAGAGUUUAAAUAUGACCUUGGUAAAGGACCAGCAGUAAUCAGGAGUAAGGAACGCAUCCCACUGAAUGUUUGGAACGUGGUUACUGUCGAAAGAAAUGGACGUAAAGGAUUAAUGACCAUUAAUAAGGGUGAACCCAUCACUGGUGAAUCUCCGACCCCACACACAGCACUGAACCUCAAGGAGACCUUGUAUGUGGGCGGAGCACCGGAUUUCAAUAAAUUUGCCCGUGCAGCUGCAAUCACCUCUGGAUUUAAUGGAGCAAUUCAGAAGCUUUCAAUAAAAUCUGUUCCACUCCUUAAAAAAGAAAACAUCAGAAAGGCCAUGGAAAUCUCCAAUUACCGCUCACACCCCUGUACAGCAAGGCGGAAUCCAUGCCUCAAUGCUGGAAUCUGCAGCCCAAGGCUCGGGGAAUAUGAUUGCAUGUGCCAGCGUGGGUUUUCAGGAUCACAGUGUGAGAAAGCACUUGAAGAGAAGUCAGCAGGUGAAAGUGAAUCUAUAGCUUUUAAUGGACGGACGUUCAUAGAAUAUCACAAUUCAGUAACAAGGAGUGAAAAAGCGAUACAAGUUAAUUACUUUGAACUAAGCAUCAAAACCGAAGCAACACAGGGACUGAUUCUGUGGAGUGGGAAAAUUGCUGAGAAAUCUGACUACAUUGCACUGGCUGUAGUUGAUGGGUAUGUGCAGAUGACCUAUGACCUUGGAUCUAAACCAGUCAUACUCCAGUCUACGAUUCCAGUCAACACAAAUCAGUGGGUUAGGAUUAAAGCUAACAGAAUACACAGAUAUGGGACUCUUCAAGUGGGAAAUGAAGCCCCUGUAACUGGGUCUUCUCCUUUUGGUGCCACACAGCUGGAUACCGAUGGAGCACUCUGGCUUGGUGGAAUUGAGAAACUAGCACUUGGAAAUAGAUUGCCAAAGGCCUACAGCACUGGUUUCAUAGGCUGCAUAAAGAAUGUAAUCAUUGAUCGUCAGGAACUACAGCUAGUAGAAGACGCCUUGAAUAAUCCCACUAUAUUACAUUGUCCAGCCAAAUAAUGAACAGGCCAUGCCUAUUGCUGUAAUUAUUUUCUAUUUUUGUAUACUUUUAUUGCUUUUUAUAUUGAAAGUGUUUUUUUGCAGUAUAUCAAGCUGAUCUCACAAGCGAACCAAACGAUCAAAAUGUCCUACGCUACAAUUACACUGUACACAGUUAAUUCAGUCAUACUUGAACCUGUGAAAUUUGGUGCUGGUGUUACCUGCUGCCUUCUUUGAAUCAUUUUGCUUCACAAUCUUAAGAACUUGUGGUUAGGCUCUUCUUAUUUAUGGCAACUGGAAGAGUUGAACGCUAUGGUAUUUGCAACCUCCAGACUGAAUAUGACUACUCAGAUUUGGGACCCUUUACAUCAAAUUUUUUGACACAAUGAAGCUCCAGUCUCUUUGUUUCUAUGCUUUUAAUAAUUUGUGUUGUUCAUGUUUGAUUAUGUGACUUCUUCAAGAGUUAAAUAUAUUGCAAUACUGAGCUAGCCAACACAAGUGGUGUUUUGGGAAAAUGCUGUAUCCCUUUCAUAGAAGAUGAGAAAUCAUUAAACAAAAGGAUGUAAAGAGAUAUGUCUACAUCUCUUUUUUAAAUACAUCCGCUCUCAGUUUUGCAAAAUCAAAGUGGCACACUUUCAAAUUACUCUGGAUUUUUCACAGUUCUAAGUAGUUUUAAUUUUAAAAAAAUCUUUAUUUCACAGUACAAUCUCAAAGGCAAAUGCUUUUCAGUCAUCCAAGUUAAGAUAUUUUUGUUUGAGAUCAAGAAGAAAUAAAACUAAGCCUUUGAUUAUUUUGUAGUAUCAAGAAGAAAAACGACAUCAUUUAGAUAAGAUCUACUAAUGCAAUAUUUAACUAUUAUUUUUUUCAAUAUUAUCGGAGCAGCUUGCUCCUCUCUCCAUCAAGAAAAAGCUUUCUUUUUCCAAAUGACAGUGUUCCUUCAGCCUGUGCAUAAGAGAUGACCUAUGGUUCUGUGCUGAGAUCCUACAGACUGAAGGAAACCUUUACUGCAUUUCAUUAACAAACACUUGAAACUAGAUGUGGAAUCAAACUGAUAUCAUUUCCUGAAUUUGCUAUUCCAUUUGUCAAUAUUUUUAUAUGUAAAGCCUCAAACUGUGUAGAUGUUACAUUUUACCAGCUGCAGAAAUAAAUUCCCACUUUUGUUGC